This is a messenger RNA of Rodentolepis nana, 390 nucleotides long. Lineage: Eukaryota; Metazoa; Platyhelminthes; Cestoda; Cyclophyllidea; Hymenolepididae. The record is from the annotation of a GenBank genome assembly.
UUGCAGUUAGCAAAGGAAAAAGGAGAGACUGUCGACGGUGAAAAACCAAAAGAGGAAUCCAAGAAUUCUAAAGAUAAUACCGAUUCGAAGCAAGAAGACAAUCUUGUUCCGUUUAAAAUUCCAAUCCCUCCACCGAAAGCACCAGAAAAAUCCCUUCAUGCUAUCCAUGACUUUGAGAUUGAUAUUAAUGUCCCUGUGGAUGUAAAUGGAAUUUUGGAUGACAACGGAUCUGGAAUGCAUCGACCUGUGUCGUCACCUAUUAUUACCGGCCAAGGGACUCCGUCGGUUCUUGGUAGUGUUAGUGGUGCGGGUACUGCAAGGAAUGGCGAGAUGCCUGCUCGGCGACUUUUGAACCUCCAGGAGUAUAAAAAGAAAAGAGGUCUUAUUUAA